AACGUCGACGAGAAAUAUACUCUCUGUAGCCGGUGCGAUUUUACUUGAAGACUAUAAGACGUUUAAGCUUAUAGCCACUCUGGUUAGUUGUUUUUUGCGCUCGGGCUCGUUGAGAUUGGUACCUACGAUCGCGUUACGUGUUACUCAUCGAUCCUCGGAAGGGAUAGUCCGAUAUAGUGAACAGUAGUGUUCCGUUGCGUCUGAUGACGCUGAAUAAUAACCACUUUUAGCAGCUAUUGAACAAAGAAAACAUCUCCCUUAGAAAUAUUUUAAAGUGUUUGUUGGCGAAAGCAUUGUCAUAAUUUUAGUGAAAAGUGAUCAAAAUGGAGGCAAAUAGCACGGUUGUGAGCCUAUUAGGAAUCGGCCGAGCCGAUGAAGACCAUGAUCAUGACCAUGAGGAAGAUGAAAAUGAUCAAAUUAUAGUCGCCAAGGCAACAGCUAUGGUCGUAUUGUUCUCGGUGAGCAUGAUUUGCGGAAUGGUACCAUUCAAACUGGCCAAAUGGUUCAAAUGGACUGACAGUGCAUCGGACGCCAAAGGCAGUUUUUUGGUAUCGAUAUUACUAUCGUUCGGUGGGGGAGCACUGCUGUGCACAACUUUCCAACAUCUGCUGCCGGAAAUCAACGAAAACAUUCACGAACUUACGCUUUUGGGACAUUUGCCCGAACUUACGUUCAGUUUAGGAGAAUUUUUAAUGUGCGCUGGUUUCUUCAUCAUCUAUCUGGUCGAAGAGUUGGUGCACGUUUAUCUGCACAGACAUGAGCGCAAAAUAAAUGACGCCAAAAUAAACGAGCUGGAGGUUGCCAGUGGCGCUAUUAUGAGAGGUACACAUGCGAGAGAAAGCAUUAUUAUGCGGAAGAAAAACAGCGAAAAUCGCAACGGAAGUAUUUCUACCGCAGAUCUAAUCUCCAAUGAUAUGGAGAACCAGAAACGGGGGAUUUCUGUGGUUUCGAAUGAUAUGCCUGCUGUCAACUCGCAGCAUCCCCAUGACCACCAUGUUCAUCACCAUCUCCCGCCAACUAAUAUAGACGGUAAACUAGUGUCGUCCAUUCGUGGCCUGCUGAUUGUUUUGGCUCUCUCGGUACACGAGCUGUUCGAGGGCCUCGCAGUUGGCCUGGAAGGAUCCACUGCAACAGUCUGGUACAUGUUCGGUGCAGUAGCGGCACACAAAUAUGUCAUAGCUUUCUGCGUGGGAGUAGAACUGAUUGUUGCUCGUACCAAGUUUUGGCUGGCGGUAGCAUACAUCUUCACUUACUCAGUUGUCAGUCCACUUGGCAUGGCAAUUGGAAUCCUCCUGAGCAAUGGUGCCAACGCUGACAAUAUGGAAGUGAUAUCCGUUAUUCUACAAGGGCUGGCCUCGGGAACGCUGCUGUAUGUUAUUUUCUUCGAAGUACUUUCCAAGGAGCGUUCGGGAUUGUGGCAGUUUCUGGCUGUGUUUACUGGAUUUUUCUUCAUGUUUGGCAUCAAGUUCCUAACUGGACAUAGCCACAGUCACAGCCAUGGUGUGACAGAGGAUAACCAGGACCAGGGUCACGACCACGAACAUGAUCAUGACCAUCUCUAGGGUAGUGCUAAAAAGCGUGAUCAUGCCAUGGAGCUUAUUGUCACCGCUCACUAUAAAUGAACAUAUAUUGUAGGCAGCAGGAAGUAAAAGUGACGGAAGGUUGUGACAAUUGAUAGGAAUUGUAAAACAAAAUAUGAACAGUAUUGUUUGAUGUGGGCCGGCGUCCGCAAAUCUUUGCAGCUAUGAUAGUGUGGAAAAUAUUAAAUAUUACACAACUGAAUAGAAGCUUCUAUACGUUUUAGUAGAUGUUUAAGAAAUUAGAUAGAUAGGAUGUUUUAAAUUAAACAGAAUCCAGCUUAAUACAAGACUCCGAGCUUGAAAUUGUGAUUAGAUGGUUAGUAUAUGUCAACAGUAAGAUUUUAUCCGAUGUUUACGAUUAAUAAGACUUUAAUUGUAUGUUUGUAUCGUAAUAGCAUUUGCUAACUAAUUGUUUUAACUAUAGAUUGUAAUAAUAAAGUAAUUUUUAUAUAA
Messenger RNA from Ochlerotatus camptorhynchus, 2033 nucleotides. RefSeq names its product Zinc/iron regulated transporter-related protein 89B (gene Zip89B). Gene Ontology annotation, biological process: zinc ion transmembrane transport. Bases 324 to 1562 code for a protein of 412 amino acids. Lineage: Eukaryota; Metazoa; Arthropoda; Insecta; Diptera; Culicidae. Gene Ontology annotation, molecular function: zinc ion transmembrane transporter activity. The transcript is spliced from 2 exons. The record is from RefSeq and is a predicted model, not a curated record. Gene Ontology annotation, cellular component: plasma membrane.